Molecule: messenger RNA, 174 nt
Organism: Prorocentrum cordatum
Lineage: Eukaryota; Dinophyceae; Prorocentrales; Prorocentraceae
Source: the annotation of a GenBank genome assembly
GACGGCCAGAUCGGCACGGCCCGGUUCUACACCGUGAAGCCCAGCGAGCUGAAGGUGCACAAAUUGCUCGGCAGCGGGGCGCAGGCCGACGUUUUCAAAGCGACGUGGACGCGGAGCUUCGGGUCCACCUCCAGCUCGAUCGUAGUCGCCGUGAAGCGCAUGCACGCCGACAUG